Messenger RNA from Sparassis crispa, 1308 nucleotides. RefSeq names its product Pre-mRNA-splicing factor PRP46. Gene Ontology annotation, cellular component: Prp19 complex; precatalytic spliceosome; catalytic step 2 spliceosome. Bases 1 to 1308 code for a protein of 435 amino acids. Gene Ontology annotation, biological process: mRNA splicing, via spliceosome. The record is from RefSeq and is a predicted model, not a curated record. The transcript is spliced from 7 exons. Gene Ontology annotation, molecular function: protein binding. Lineage: Eukaryota; Fungi; Basidiomycota; Agaricomycetes; Polyporales; Sparassidaceae.
AUGUCGACUUCUGCGCUCCCACCACUCAACCCCUUACUCCAAGUAUGCGGCAAACGAACGAGGGACAUCUUUGCGUCGUGUCCCGAUGAUAGUAUGGCGGAAAAUGAGAAGAGUGCUCGAAUCCGGCUAUCUGUCAGGAUGAACGACGAAUACAAAGACGUUAGAGAGCUCCCCGCAGCACUGGCGGCGCAGCAGGGACCGGUUGGCCCUGCACGGCCAAAAGAGCAACGAAAAGCUAUCACUGCAGGCCCCGCAACCGACACAAGCCGUAUGAUUGCAACCAUCGACAAUAAGCCACCUCCUCAGCCUUCAACAUUUGCAUCAUCGUCAAACCUCUCUAAGGCAUUGCAGCUGCACAAAACGACACGGACAAUCAAGCCCACUUAUCAUCCGCCAUGGAAGCUCACGCGCGUCAUCUCGGGGCAUUUGGGUUGGGUGCGGAGUGUUGCAGUGGAGCCCGGCAAUAAGUGGUUUGCAACGGGGGCGGGAGACCGAGUCAUCAAGAUUUGGGACCUGGCGUCGGGUGAGCUGAAGCUGUCGCUGACCGGCCACAUAUCCACUGUUAGAGGAUUGGCGGUGUCCUCGCGGCAUCCAUAUCUAUUUUCUUGCGGUGAAGACAAGAUGGUUAAGUGCUGGGAUCUGGAGGCGAACAAGGUCAUCCGGCACUACCAUGGGCACCUGUCUGGAGUUUACGCGCUCUCGCUGCACCCAACGUUAGACAUUCUCGUCACAUCUGGGCGAGAUGCGUCAGCACGUGUAUGGGACAUGCGAACGAAAGCACAGAUCCACGUCCUGUCCGGCCAUACGGCGACAGUUGCAGAUGUCAAGUGUCAGGAGUCGGACCCACAAGUCAUCACCGGCAGUAUGGACUCAACAGUGCGGCUGUGGGAUCUAGCGGCUGGCAAGACGAUGGUGACGCUCACGCAUCACAAAAAGUCCGUCCGCGCACUUGCCAUUCACCCAACAGAGUUCUCGUUCGCAUCUGCCUCCGCCGGUGGCAACAAUAUUAAAAAGUGGAAGUGCCCAGACGGGACAUUCGUGUUCAACUUCAGCGGGCACAACGCUAUCAUCAACACACUGUCCGUUAACUCGGAAGGAGUGUUCUUCUCUGGCGGUGACAACGGUACCCUAACAUUGUGGGAUUAUAACACCGGCACUGCGUUCCAAAAUAUGGAUGACAUUCCUCAACCGGGUUCCCUCGAAGCGGAGGCAGGUGUCUUCUGCUCGACAUUUGACGUCACUGGUACGCGAUUAAUCACCGGCGGAGCAGACAAAACGAUCAAGAUCUACGCGGAGCAGUCGCAAUAG